This is a messenger RNA of Saccoglossus kowalevskii, 442 nucleotides long. RefSeq lists its product as uncharacterized. Lineage: Eukaryota; Metazoa; Hemichordata; Enteropneusta; Harrimaniidae. The record is from RefSeq and is a predicted model, not a curated record.
AUGGAAAAUCGGAGUCGGAGAAACAACUUGGUUUUUUUCGGUGUGUCCGGUACCGAAACUGAGUCGUGGAAUGCAUCGGAAAUGAUUGUAAAGGGUAUUAUUGGCGAACGUUUAGGAAUUAACGAUGACAUUCCGUUUGAUCGCGUACAUCGAAUUGCAAAUGCGCCAGAUGUCCGUGGAUCGAAACCCAUCAUUGCACGAUUUAGUCACUAUAAAGACAGGGAAAUGGUUAUGUCGAAGGCAAAGAAAUUGAAAGGGUCAAAUGUGAUUGUUGGUGAGGACUUCUCCAAGCGGCUACGAGGUAUCCGUGCUAAACUUUUCAGCCAUCGUAGUACGCUGGUUGCAGGAAACUCAAAACUAAAAGCAUUUUUACGUUAUGAUAAACUAGUUAUAACAGAUGAAAAUGGAAAGAAAUCACGAUUCAAAGUUGACGAAGAAACCG